AUGAAGAAUGCCAUUUGUAUUCAGUCUCCUUAUGGAAACCAGCUGUGGUGCCCUAGCCAGUCUCUAUGGAGCUUGAUCACUGAUCAUGUUCCUGGGUCGGAGCUGCCGAAGGUCUGUACAGCACUGGGCCACUCCCUGGUUGACAUGUACAAAGAUGUGCACAUUGAGGCGGAGAUGUGGUACAAGAUGUGGCAGGAGAGCCAUCAGGGAAACAUUGGCAGCAGGGCGGAGACCCCACUACAACAUCCAAGAGGAUCCUUUCUCCCAGACCCGCCUGCAGUCAAAGAGCUGCUGAGAGCAGAGGUCAAGAUGUUACUGCAGACUCUCAGUGAGAGGGCUGGCAAGGAGGGAAUAGACGAUGAAGAGCUCUUGUUUCGGUACAAACCUGAGACAGUGGACUACGCCCUGGGUCACCUUAACAGCUGUCAAACACUCUGUAUCGACUCUGCAGAUUCUGAUUGUGGAAGCAGACCGAGCUCUCAUUGUUCGGUCCGGUCCAGUGCUGCUGAUGAGGUCCAGUCCAUGAGAGACAAGCUGAAUGUCACUGACAUUGACCAAGUGGUGGAUCGACUCAGUCUGGAAGUCUGUCCUAAUGGAGGAGUGUGGAGAGUUGAAAAGACUGGUAAAGUAUUUGAAGGGGAUGAUGUUAAUGCUGUGCUGUGCAAAGCAUCACUGGCCAUGAUAACUUACCAUCGCUGCGAGGAUGGAUACUGA
Labrus bergylta (ballan wrasse) is the source of this 714-nucleotide messenger RNA. NCBI's taxonomy places the organism in Eukaryota, Metazoa, Chordata, Actinopteri, Labriformes, Labridae. The record is from RefSeq and is a predicted model, not a curated record.